AACACAUUUCUGACUGUGGGGACUAAGGCGUUAUCAAUGACCAAACUGGACUUCAACAUGAAUUACAUAUUUUUAUUAUUCUGGCUAUACUCCCAUCAGCAUGCUGUCUAUUCUAACUUCAUUUGUGAUGAGCCAGAGCCCCGUGGUGAUACAUCUAAAACACUGACCUGUGAGACGGUAGAAGUAGAGAUGAACUCACAAGACUGUGAGAACUUCUAUAAGUACUUUGCUUGUGCUGAAAAAAAAAAGUGUCAGCAGCUUCAUCGAUUCCUUAACAAAUAUGAGGAUUGUGUGCCCAAACAUCAGCCACUGAAACAAAAUGGAAGAAUGUCAACAGUCUGUAGUACUAAUGUCCUGAACGGCAAAGAUACUUCUUAUUUUAUAACAGAUGACAAGACCUUCACUGAAAAGGGGUUUUGGACGAGUGAACAUCCCUGUGAAGAAAACAAGGUGUAUAUGAACUCAGUGAGUGUUACUACAAGCAACUUCAUUAAAGUGGACAUUCCUGGUGAAGUAUUUGUUCAAAAGAGUGAAACAGCCUCUGUGUCAUUCACCAUGAUGUGGAACUCGAGUCUGUUUCAGAAUUUAACUGUAAGUCACAACACAAUAAUAAUACAUUUUGCCAUAUACUGUACUGCCACAGACAAAUGA
Molecule: messenger RNA, 651 nt
Organism: Protopterus annectens (West African lungfish)
Lineage: Eukaryota; Metazoa; Chordata; Ceratodontiformes; Protopteridae
Exons: 5
Coding region: 37-651 (204 amino acids)
Source: RefSeq, a predicted model, not a curated record